CUGAGUCACGUGAAAGCGUGGUUCCGUUCCCUGACAGCAGCCACAGUCCGGUGUGGAGGAUGAGCUCAGGCAGUGGGACCAGGAGGAAAGUCUGCAAGCUGCAGCAUUUCAGCAACACGGUGGCGUUUGAGCCUGAAACGCUGACCGAGAUUCAAGGUAUUUUUAGUAAAAUCAGAACAUAUGUGAAACCUUCAGACGAGGAGUGGUGCAUCCCCGACCCAAACUCCGCUCUGAGCCACUCUGCGGAGGAGCACCGCGGGCUGCAGGUCCUGAAGGCGUCGCUGAACGAGGUCAAGAACCAGCUCAGUGACAAGAACGUCGAGGUCUGGCAUCAGCACACCAACUCCACCAAUCGAGCCGGGAAGGUGAUCGCCGCCGUGCGGUCUGCGGCCAACGCGGAGAUCUGCACUCAGGCCUGGUGCAAGUUCUCUGAGAUCCUGGGAACCUUCAACCUUCUUCCAGAGGAGGCUCUUCAAAAUGGGGAGCUGAACACAGUCCACCUGUGUGAAGCUCCAGGGGCUUUCAUAACCGCCCUGAACCACUACCUCAAAACCAGCGAGUCCACGCGCUACUGUGACUGGAGCUGGGCCGCCAACACUCUCAACCCGUACCACGAGGCUAACGGCGGCGGCGCGACGAUCGCAGACGACCGGUUGAUCGCUAACACGCUGCCCUGGUGGUUCUUUGGAUCAGAUAACACCGGCAACGUCAUGAUCCAGAACCAUUUGCUGGAGCUGCAGGCGUUUGUGGCUAACAUGCGCAGAGUUGACGUGGUGACGGCAGACGGCAGCGUUGACUGUCAGGAGAAGCCCGAUGAUCAGGAGGCGCUGGUGGCGUCGCUGCUUUACUGCGAGGUCACGGCCGCACUGCUGCUCCUGAGCCCCGGCGGCUCCUUUGUGCUGAAGAUGUUCACCCUAUAUGAACACUCCUCCGUCUGCUUACUCUACCUGCUGAUCUGCUGUUUCCGCUCCGUCAACGUCUUCAAACCCGCCACCAGCAAGUCGGGCAACUCUGAGGUUUACGUCGUGUGUCUGAACUAUGAAGGCAAGGAAGCCGUGAGGCCCCUGCUCUCCAAACUGAUUCGCAACUACGGACCACAUCUGGCCGACCGAGAGGCGCUUUUCCCAAACUCGCUUGUCCCGGAGUCAUUUCUGAAGCAGCAUGAGGACGUGUGCUCGUACUUCCACGCGCUGCAGGUGGAGACGAUCACAGAGAACCUGCGACUGUUUGAAGGUAUGACCAGCGAGCAGAGGCAGCGUCUCGACUACAUCAGGGACUGUACGGCUCAGGAAUACCUUCAGCGCUUCCAGGUGAGCUUCCUUCCACGGAGUCGAUGGCUCUCUCGUAACACGGUGAGUCCCGCCUGCUGCAGCGUCUCAGCGGGCCGACCUCUGGGACAGAAGAAGCAAACAGGCUCCUUCAAUGAGCGGAGGGAAUUGCAGACCCUGAGCUGGAGGGAGCGCAUCAAGAGGGGUUGCCAUGCCCCCUGGAUACAGAGACACUGCGCUGAGGCCUUGGGGACGGGCUGCGUGCUGGAAGGACCCCUGUCCGGGUGUCGUGUGGAUUCGUGGUACGUUAUCGUCGGAGCUGCGCUGCCUGCUAUCAGAAACUCUGCGUUCUGUGACGGAGGGUUGUUGAACCACUUGAACGAAGCCCUGAUGGAUGCAGCAGUAGACUGGACUCGCGCACCUCCCUGUGACUCUUGCCACGCGGUUUGCGCGGCCUCCAUCUUGUCCGACGUUGCAGGUCUUUGGGUCUUCCCAGCUGACAGUGAUGGGAACAGAAAGCAGAGACGGUGUUUGGUGUUUGGCAGCUGCUCCGUGUGGGAUGCCUGUGAAGGCCAACUGGGGGAUUUAGUCUUAACAUUCUCUGUGGAGCCUUCAGCUCCUCCAAGGGGCUGCAUCCCGCUGCAUGACGGGGAUCCGCUGUACCAGCAGCAGCUCCUGGGUUGUGUUGUGUUCUCCCUGCAGACACUGAACUCUGGGGAUGCCCUGCUGCUGCCUGUGUUUUCUGCCUUUACCCGUGUCACCGCAGCUGUUGUGCUCUGCCUGCAUGCGUGUUUUCGCUCAGUCACGUUCAGGUGUCCGCCCCCACCGGGCAUAGUCGGGACGGUGCUUGUGUGUGCUGGUUUCUGCCCCGAAGCUGCUGCAGGACUGCUCCCUGUUCUUAUUGACGUCCAUCACCGCAUGGGUCAGCUGUUAAGAGGACAGGAGGACUCGGGUAGAAAUCUGCCGUCUGGGCGUCACAGUCAGGUGUUGCAGUUUGUUCCCAUGGAGGAGCUGCUCACAGGAGGACUGACUGAGUUCCUGCGGACCAUGAACUCUGAAAUCAUCCAGCAGCAGCUGCAUUCGCUCAUGCAAUCAUAGUGCAGUUGAGUGAGCUAAGUUCCUGCAGGAGCCAGAUGCAGCGAGCAAUUAAUCUGUCUCCAGUGAGCUCCUCCAGAGCUGAGUUAUAAGCAGGCUUCACCUCUAGGGCACCGAUAAUCAAAGUUUGUAUGUUAUCUCAGUAAAAAACAACGUGUUUUCUUUUGUGGUGAAUUAACCAUUGUAUCGACAUUGCUUUCCUCCCCAUGUGCAAAUGUUCCAACAGAACAAGUUCCUAUCUUUUGUAAGGGCAUCGUCGUGCCGCCCAAGAUGAUUGUGAUUGGUGAAUUACAAACAAGACGGAGCAUUUUUCCCCCUAAAGCAGAAUGAUAAUGGGUGCAGCCAGACCUUUCUCCAGAGAUGUGGAGCGAGACUAAGUGAGCUGUGACUCUGGGCUACAUGCUAUCGCCGUCACAGUCCGUUUUAUUCUCGUUGACUGUUUUUUUUCCAGCAGUUAGUCACUGAAUCAUUUUGUAUGCCGUCGUUUAGCAUUGCACCGCUAGAACAUUGUCGGGAUCAAAAUUGAUGCUGCACAACCAGAGGUCAGCUCUUUUUACUUCUUCCACGUUAAAACCACGUUAUUUUAGG
This is a messenger RNA of Anarrhichthys ocellatus (wolf-eel), 2951 nucleotides long. It is a transcript of the gene cmtr2, whose product is annotated as cap methyltransferase 2. Gene Ontology annotation, molecular function: methyltransferase cap1 activity. The record is from RefSeq and is a predicted model, not a curated record. Gene Ontology annotation, biological process: 7-methylguanosine mRNA capping; methylation. Gene Ontology annotation, cellular component: cytoplasm; nucleus. NCBI's taxonomy places the organism in Eukaryota, Metazoa, Chordata, Actinopteri, Perciformes, Anarhichadidae. The transcript is spliced from 3 exons. The coding region runs from base 60 to 2366 and encodes 768 amino acids.